GCGCGCCCACCAACCCCAGUCAGCUCAAGGUGCGCUGGAGCUGUCCCCAGGAAGAUGGCUCCAAAAAAGUCAGCCUUGCCACCAAGAACCACCAACCGCUUCGACCGAAAUACCCAAUUGAUGACGAAAUUCGCCCCUUUUACGAGCCAAAUCAAACACCGAUUCGAAAAGACUGUUCUCACAAGACAUCCUCCCCAACCUUAACCGCCGUCCCAACUUCGCGCGCAAUCACCUGCUCCCACGUCCAUCGAUCCCUCCGACGGUUGAACGAAACGAUUUAUUCUAGAAGUACUCCUACAGAAGCUGGUACAAGUCAGGGGGACUACGUGUCGGACAAUCGCCUCGACCGAGAUUGCACCAGAAAGCCUGGCCCAGGCACGUUUCGACACGUACACACUCUGUUCCUCAAAUCCAUCGAACAUGUCGAAUCAAACGCCCUCAACUCCGGUCAAGGUACCGCCCUCGGCCGCGAACCACUCAGCAGCGACUCUGGAUCCUGAGCUGCGCUCACAGAUCAACACACUGUUGCUGAAGGACGGCCAUGUCACAAAAAUUCAAGAACAACUCCUUCACUCCCUCCACGCAAACCAAGCGAACUGGCCGACUCUGAUCCAGAACCACGCCCUCAACCUCCUGCGCGCAGGCGAGGUCACAACCUUCCCAGACCUCCUCCGCCGCGUCCUCGACGACGUCCGCCAGGACACCCUCAACCCCCCUCCAGCAGCUGCUGCAUCCCCUCCACCGUCCAAGACAAACGGUACGGACAAGGAAAAGGAUAAGGACAAGAAGGCUAAUGGUACUGCGCGCUCCACACCAGCACCAGGCUCAGUGACCGAAUCCAGCACACCCCCGAGCCUUGCUAUUCCCCCAACUGUCAUUGAUGAGGCGAUCAAGGUUACGCAGGAGAGCUUAGAGGCUGUUUGUGAAAUUGACGGCGCAGGUAACUAAAAUGGAAGCGUCUCCUUUUGACCGUGUGGUGUUGAGGUGGGGAGACAACGAGAAAGAGAGAAAGGGGAUCUGUUGAGCCGUGAGCGGAAAAGGAGGGGUGGAUAUUAGGGAAUGAAAUGGGCGCUUGCUAUCUCUCAGGAAGCCCCUGGAAGGGUUUCUGGAAUGGCCCCUGGAAGGGUUUUUCCUCGUCACUCACCCACGGCGAGUGAGGGAAAAGGCAUGACUGUUGUGGCGGCGACAUAGCCAGCCUUGAUGAGAAAAUUUUCUUGAUAACCUGGGUAUCUAGGACAACGCAACUGGCGCUACCUGGACGUGAAAAAAAUUGGAUCGACGACGUUUGGAGCAGUCCUCCUGUGUCAGGGAAGAGCAUCCGAUAUCAUACUUUUAUAAAUAGUCGACCGUGGAGCAAAAGAUUCAUCAGCAUGCCUAGAGAUCACACGCACCAUAAGUUGUUUUCAAGCUCCGAAACAUGAUCGGUGUAAGUGGUACCAAAGGGCGUCCACAAGAUGUUCAACAUCUAAAAGCAUAGAACUGCCAAAUUGUGUUCGUGAA
This is a messenger RNA of Colletotrichum destructivum, 1500 nucleotides long. RefSeq lists its product as uncharacterized. The transcript has 3 exons. Bases 421 to 948 code for a protein of 175 amino acids. The record is from RefSeq and is a predicted model, not a curated record. Lineage: Eukaryota; Fungi; Ascomycota; Sordariomycetes; Glomerellales; Glomerellaceae.